AUGUCUGAACCGGGAAAGCAGUACUUUACAUUUAACGCACAGGACAGCCGGGAAGUUUGUGCUUUUGAAGCCAUCUCAUGGGUGUGUGAACCAGCAAGUGUGAUAACUAUCAUGAUUCGUAAUCAGAUUUACGGUAUGUACGGUAGCCAUUACGGUCACGAGAUUACGGUCGGUCGACGAUGGGCCGAUGGCGCGCUGGUCGACGUGCUGACAGCACAGAAGUUUCGCUCAUCGUCGUCGCCGGUUGCGCUUAAAGAAGAAGCAGCAGUUGAGCGCUGUGUUGCCUCGUUGGGCGGCCAGCAGUUAGGCCGGUCGAAGGGCAUAAAUAUGUGUGCAACCAAGCGAGGCAAAGAGACUCGCGUUCCUCUCUGCUCACAAGGCUUUCUUCGAGGCUGA
Messenger RNA from Soboliphyme baturini, 396 nucleotides. The record is from the annotation of a GenBank genome assembly. Lineage: Eukaryota; Metazoa; Nematoda; Enoplea; Dioctophymatida; Soboliphymatidae.